AUGGAAAUUGUUCGAUCUAUAAUGUCACAAUAUGGAUUCGUUGAAAGCGACCAAAAAGAAAAAGCAGAUAUUGUUCUUUUAAUGACAUGUUCAAUUAGAGAUGGAGCAGAGAAGAAAGUUUGGAAUCAAUUGAAAUUGAUACGAUCGAAUUCAGUGAACAAGAGGCAGAUCGUUGGAGUACUGGGUUGCAUGGCAGAAAGAGUUCGGCAUGACUUGUUGGAGAAGCGGAAUCUUGUGAAUAUUGUCGCAGGGCCUGACUCAUAUCGAGACCUUCCACGACUAGUCGCCGUUGCUUCCGGUGGUUCAAAUGCUAUCAACGUCCAACUGUCUCUUGAUGAAACAUAUGCAGAUGUUCAACCAAUUCGUGUCGAUGCUGAAUCAAGAACUGCUUUUAUCUCGAUUAUGCGUGGAUGUGACAAUAUGUGCACUUACUGUGUCGUUCCGUUUACCAGAGGAAGAGAAAGAAGUCGUCCGAUUGAUUCGAUUGUUGAAGAAGUACGAAGAUUACGAGACCAAGGAUACAAACAAAUUACUCUGCUGGGCCAGAAUGUCAAUAGUUAUCGAGAUAUGACAUCUAUGGAUUUCCCUAUGAAUCCGUCUACAACCGAAGAUAGAGUUCCUGGAUUCAAAACUGUCUAUAAACCGAAAAGCGGAGGUUUGACAUUCACGAGUCUUCUUGAAAAAGUAGCAGAUGCUGCUCCAGAUGUUCGGUUCCGUUUCACGUCUCCACAUCCGAAAGAUUUCCCGAUGCAGCUAAUCGAGUUUAUCGCGUCACGUACGAAUCUAUGCAAACAGCUACAUCUUCCAGCACAAAGUGGAGACGAUGAGACAUUGGAUCGAAUGGGAAGAGGAUAUUCAAGAGAUUUAUAUUUACGACUAGUCGAUGAUAUACGGAUAAUUCUGCCAAAUGUUUCACUCACUAGCGACUUCAUUGCCGGAUUCUGUGGAGAAACCGAAGAAGCUCAUCAAAAUACACUUUCCUUGAUUCGAGAAGUUGGAUAUUCGUUCUGCUUCGUAUUUCCUUACAGUAUGAGAGGAAAAACCCGAGCUCACCAUAGGCUUACCGAUGACGUUCCUGAAAAUGUUAAGGCACGAAGACAUUUGGAUUCGACUACAGUUUUCCGAGAAGAAGCAAUGAAAUUGAAUCAGAAACUUAUUGGAACAGAGCAGACAGUGUUACUGGAAGGAAAAUCGAAAAGAGAUGUUGCAUUUUCACAUGGACGAACUGAUGGUGGGGUGAAAGCGGUGUUCGAUAAUUCAAAGUCUCAAUUGAAUCCCGGACAAUAUGCCAAAGUUCUAAUCACUGAAGCCAACUCGCAGACCUUGAAAGCCGAAUUCAUCAGAGAAACGGACCUAUAA
Molecule: messenger RNA, 1359 nt
Organism: Caenorhabditis remanei
Lineage: Eukaryota; Metazoa; Nematoda; Chromadorea; Rhabditida; Rhabditidae
Exons: 9
Coding region: 1-1359 (452 amino acids)
Biological process (GO): negative regulation of cyclin-dependent protein serine/threonine kinase activity; tRNA modification
Cellular component (GO): cytosol; mitochondrion
Molecular function (GO): tRNA-2-methylthio-N(6)-dimethylallyladenosine(37) synthase activity; 4 iron, 4 sulfur cluster binding
Source: RefSeq, a predicted model, not a curated record